Messenger RNA from Tribolium castaneum (red flour beetle), 1934 nucleotides. RefSeq names its product Gelsolin (gene Gel). Lineage: Eukaryota; Metazoa; Arthropoda; Insecta; Coleoptera; Tenebrionidae. Gene Ontology annotation, biological process: actin filament severing; actin polymerization or depolymerization; barbed-end actin filament capping. Gene Ontology annotation, molecular function: actin filament binding; phosphatidylinositol-4,5-bisphosphate binding. Gene Ontology annotation, cellular component: cytoplasm; actin cytoskeleton. Bases 178 to 1815 code for a protein of 545 amino acids. The record is from RefSeq and is a predicted model, not a curated record. The transcript is spliced from 7 exons.
AUGACACGACUUAAAAUUACUUUCUUCGAUUCGUUUAUCUGGCAACAUAACACGAUGACCUUCCACACAAUGGGUCAGUGCUAUAAGAAUAAGUCCAUUUGUUAAUGCAAAUAGUGAGAUCUCGACUCUCGAACAAAUCGCUCAGUGUUUGUGUUUUCAUUUUCCACAAAAUUAACGAUGCGCUUGCGCAAAAACUUUCGCGUUUCGUCGCCUCAAAAUGUUUAUAUAGCAACAGCGGUUUUACUACUAGUUUGUUGUCUGAGUUGUUCGGCGGCAACAGUCGGCGGUAAAAGACCAGCAUCACCAUCGAUUGCAACAAACCCAGCCAAAAAACAAGCAACAGUUAUGGAGCCCGCAUUUGCAAAUGCCGGUCAAAACGCCGGAAUUCAAAUUUGGAGGAUUGAGAACUUCAAACCGGUAGCUUACCCCAAAAACGAAUACGGGAAAUUCUACUCAGGAGACUCCUACAUUGUCCUAAGUACGAAAAUCAAUAAACGGGGCGAAAAAUCAUGGGAUAUACACUAUUGGCUAGGCUCGCAGACCAGUCAGGAUGAGGCGGGUUCGGCUGCAAUCUUCGCAGUCCAACUCGAUGACCAACUUGGCGGCGUUCCAAUCCAAUACCGGGAAACGCAAGAGCACGAAUCCCAAUUAUUCCUGUCAUAUUUCAAAAACGGCGUCCGCUACCUCCCCGGAGGCGUCGCCUCCGGCUUCACCCACGUGGACCCCAACGCGUUCGAAAAGCGCCUGUUCCAAGUCAAAGGCUCUCGCAACAUCCGCGUGAAGCAAGUGGACCCCGUCGUCAGCUCGAUGAACAAAGGCGACUGCUUUAUCCUCGACGUAGGCCGCGAUAUCUACGUGUACGUUGGGGCCAAAAGCAAGCGAGUUGAGCGGCUAAAGGCCAUCUCGGCCGCCAACCAAAUCCGCGACCAGGACCACGCCGGCAAGGCCAAAGUCAACAUCAUCGACGAGUACAGCCCCGAUCACGAUUUCGCCGAGUUUUUCAGCGCUUUGGGGAGCGGCAGCGCCGCCAGCGUUCCCGAUGAGUCCGCAGGGGGUGACGACGCCCAGUUCGAGUCGAAUCAGGAGCGCGUGGUGUCGCUAUACCGCGUUUCGGACAACAGUGGCAGCCUCAAGGUGGAUCUUGUUGCCCAGAAGCCGCUCCAGCAGUCGCUGCUUGAUGGCAACGACUGUUUCAUCCUCGACAGCUCCGACUCCAACAUUUUCGUUUGGAUUGGCAAGAAAUGCAACAACAAGGAGAAACAGGAAGCUAUGGUCAAGGCCCAGAACUUCCUCACGUCGAAAAAAUACCCGGCCUGGACGCACGUCCAGAGAAUCGUUGAAGGGGCAGAACCUACGGCUUUUACACAGUAUUUCCAGUCUUGGAGGAACCGGAACGAACUACAUACUAGACUUAUCCGGUCCCCGAGUACUGAGAAAUACAAUUCGUUCGAAACGCGUCUUUUCCACGCCGAAAUUAAGGCGAAGACCAACAAAUUCGAAGUUGAGGAAAUUAUCGAUUUCGAGCAAAGCGAUUUGAAUGAGGACGAUGUCAUGCUGUUGGAUGUUGGGAAGGAUCUUUUUGUUUGGAUCGGAAACGGGGCCAGUGUCAAGGAGAAGGCCAAAGCGAACGACCUUGCAAAGAUGCAUUUGAAGAAAUACGGGCGUGAGGACACCGCAGUGACUUCCAUAGCGCAAGGACACGAACCCGAAGCCUUCACCUCCGUGUUCCCGAGCUGGAACCCCGACUUCUGGGACUCCCUCGAGUCCUACGAUGACAUCAAAGCCAAAAUUGCCGAAGACAACAAAGCACUGUAGUCACAACUUUCAGAUUAUUUAUUGGAAUUUUCCGCUUUAUAUAAUUAAAGGACUGAUAUAAGCUUUGUUACGUUGUUUCUAUGUCUAAAGUUUUAAUAAAGGGACAGUUUUAAUACUUA